CGAGUUAAGCACAAUUCUACUUGGUCUGUUACAGUGGUGUCUUUCUUUCGUAUGAUAUUGUACGAUCGAGUUACGAAUAGGGCUUAAAGGUUUGUAAGCGUAAUCGCAUAAGCGAGGCAUCUGAGCGUGUGCGUUCAACGAAUAUACAUCGCGAUGCGUGCACGUGCACAUCAACAUUAGUCAACGAUUCGCACACGCACAACGUACAAACGAAACGACCAGGCUGUGGUUGAGAAGCACAUCAGCUUGUCUCCGUCAAUGAAAUAGUUAGAUCUGUCAGUGCCAACUAUCGCCUCGUUCUCGGCGGAGCCUUUUAGAUUUUAUCUAUCGUGUUGCUUGAUUAAGUCGUUUUCUAAAACUGUUCUCGUACUGACCUCCCUGCAUUCGCCGCGGUAGCUUCUAGUUCUCAAGAAGAAAGGGAGAGAGUGUCACCUGUUACCGGUCGAAUAUCCGUUCCUAUAUUUCUUUUGAAUUGCCUUGUACUAAAUACGUACCAAACGAAAAAGACAAUCAAAGAAAUAAAAAUCUGCCGAGUCCAUUACAUCUUCUCUCGGAUCCGUGUCAUUCUUUCUCGUUUGCAUUUAUCGUACCCUAUUCGAACGUUGUAGAUACAAACGUCCUUCGUUACUCUGUCCUUCAUUCAUAGUUUACUUAUCGUCGAUUACGAACAAGAAAAAAAAAAAAAAUAUUACGAAGUAACUAUCAAGGAUAGUCGAACAGAACGAGAACUAUCAAAGUAACAAUUAUGUACUGGCCAUUAAUUUUCAUAACACGUUAAGUUUCAAUUGAAAUUAAAAAAAAAAAGAAAAAGAAAAAGGAAAAGAUACGCAAUUGAACGCGGUGUGAAGAAACGCGAUUGCAAAGCACAUUCUUAGCUCGCCACGCGUGAAUCGUUUGUUUCGUGAUCUAUUUUCUUCUUACGUAUUUCCCUGCUGUUUACUACCGUUCCGCCUCGCGAUACAACCGUGUGUAAGUAUAAUUACGACACCAUCUACUAUCCCUUUGUCAUGAGAUACGAGGACACUAUAGGGACAAAGGAGCGAAACUCUUGGCCUUCCAUGAUAAACGAAAGAGAUGUGAUUGAAUGCACGCCUCGCGGGUCACGGGAACCAAGUAUCAAAACGUCAAUCGAGCAAAGUAACGCGAUGGAAGAAAGGAGGAUGAGAGUGAGAGCGAAGGAAAGGGACAGAGAGAAGGAGAGAUCAAGUGGAAACGUACGUUUGAAAAAGAUAAUCUUGCAAAUAAACGGGCGUACAGAUAUGUAAUUGCGCGUAUGAACAGAUAAGCGCAAGUAAAUACCUGAAAAAUAAAGCAAGAAAAGAAAUGAGAGAGAGAGAGAGCUAGUGAGCAGACAGGCAGGUAAGCGGACAGGCAGCUGAGCAGACAAGCAAGAAAGCAGAAAAGCAGGCAGGUAGAUAGGCGAUGAAUAGCAGACGGUAAGAAUCGACACAGUUUUAAGAACGUUGAAAAUCAGAUUUUUCCGAGUCUAUGAAUCUGGCCGAGAUUCGACGCUCCAUCGAGGAUCCCCUUACAGAGGUACAGGAGAAUGGCUAUAUAUCCGUGGCAGCGAGUCGCACGGGGUCCUCAGUAGAAGAUGAUAGAGGACCAAGUGCAUCAACAUCCGGUACGACUACCUCCCGACAAACACGCCCAUAUCGAUGUUACAGGAGCCAAAAUUGAAAAUGAUCAAUGUCAAGAACCUCUGCUUUCCGAAAAGCAAACUUCCCACAGGGUAAUGUCAGCUCGUGCUCGUUCGCGCACUAUCUCAGAAUCAACAAUCGGAAACGCGAUCAUGGGCACAACUUCGGCCACGAGUACGAACAUGGUCGCGGUGACGGCUAUGGGAACGGGCACGAAUGCGAACGCAUGGAUGGACACCGUUGUCGGGGUGAACACCACCACCGAACCCGACGACAAAUCCGCCGAAGAAGAUUGCGUCGAGGUGCCGAUAUUCGACGAGGGAACCACCGAUAGCGGCCGCCUUCCCGACGUCGUCGCUGAAAUUUACGGCGUAAACGAGGAUGAACCCCUCGAAUCGUACUUGGCGAUCACUAUCCAAGUUUUUAUACCGUUUCUUAUUGCCGGCCUAGGCAUGGUUGGAGCUGGAUUGGUUCUAGAUUUGGUUCAACACUGGGUUGUGUUUGAGAAAGUGAGCGAACUGAUCAUUCUGGUGCCAGCACUGUUAGGUUUGAAAGGGAAUUUGGAAAUGACUCUCGCGUCCCGCCUUUCGACUCAGGCAAAUCUCGGACACAUGGACACGCCGAAACAACAAUGGUACAUGAUCGUUGGAAAUCUCGUUUUGAUUCAAUGCCAGGCGAUAGUGGUUGGAUUUCUGGGCUCUGUGGUGGCGAUCGUCAUGGGAGCGUUCCGAAACGGUACCAUCUCGCUAGACCAUGCAUACCUGUUGUGUGCAAGCAGCCUCGUUACCGCGUCUCUGGCAUCAUUCGUCCUCGGAUUGAUAACCGCAGGUGUGAUUGUUUUCUCCCGUCACUGUCACAUAAACCCGGACAACGUCGCCACACCGAUCGCCGCGAGUCUCGGCGACAUCACCUCCUUAGCUUUACUCUCUUGGAUAUCGACGAUUCUCUACGAAUCGAUAAAUAAGCAAGAUUGGGUCGCGCCCCUGGUGAUUGCUUGUUACAUCCUCAUCACGCCGCUCUGGGUAUGGAUCGCCAAGAGAAACAAGUACACCAACGAUGUCCUUUACUCCGGAUGGACUCCUGUAAUGAUUGCCAUGUUGAUCAGCAGUUGCGGUGGUCUAAUACUCGAAUUCAUGGUGUCGCGAUUCGAAAACCUGACCGUUUUCCAACCGGUGAUCAACGGCGUUGGCGGGAAUUUGGUAGCCGUGCAGGCAAGCAGGAUAUCGACAGCCCUUCACAAACAAGCCGAGCUAGGAACACUUCUAAUUCCACCGGGUCACACGCAUCCUGUUAUCUUCAUUACGCCUAUUGCUAACUUCUUUGGCAAAGGUAUGCACGCGAGAACAACACGAGUUCUAAUGGCGAUGGUUAUACCAGGCCAUAUAAUUUUCAUUUACCUGAUUAAUUAUAUGAAGGACGGCAACACUUCGCUAACGCCACUCUUCGUUUUCGUUUACUUGUGUGCCGCCAUGCUGCAGGUUGCUGCUCUCCUGUACAUUGCUUACAUAAUGAUACAUUGGAUGUGGAAACGAAAAAUCGAUCCCGACAAUUCGGCAAUUCCGUAUUUGACGGCAAUGGGAGAUUUGUUAGGCAUUAGUUUAUUGGCAAUUGCUUUCCAAUUCCUCUAUCUCGUCGGAGAUCAAGAUUCUGAUCAAACGAUCGCUCCGUGAAAAUUGCGUUCUAAUAAAGUGCAAAGAUUUUCUCGAUUAUUUCCAAUAAGACGACGAUCGUUAUCGGAUACAUCGUACAAAAUACUCUCUCUUAAAAACAAAAAAAAUCAUCGCCAUUGUCAUCAUCGAUAGUGAUCAGCAUCGUUAUCGUCGUCGUUUUUAUCAUCAUUGAUAUUAUCGUUAUCGACAACAUCAUAUCGUCAUCGACAUCAUCUUCGUCACCGUCGUCGUCGUCGUCGUCAUAGUUUCCGUGGUUAUUGUCGUCGUUACAUACGCCAUGUUUUUACCCUGCAUAAAGAAAGUUAAAAGUUAGUUAAUCGCUUUGUUAGUAUAGCAUAUGGCAAGGUUUUUCUUUUACGAAUAAAAGAAAGCAAUACAUCGAAAAAAUAUAUAUGUAUCAAGGCGGAUGCCUGACGAGGCUAUGCUUUCGCGAUAUAUACAUGUUAUAUUUCGCGAUAAUCAGAUUAACUAGACAAGCAUACCCUCUCAACCGAAAUGUUUCUGCUCCAAUUGACUCGAAUUUUAUUCUAUUCGAUUCGAUUCACUAUUUAGUCUCGUAUUAUAAUCCCGUGAUAUUAUUUCCUCCGUUCAUCUAGUCGUUGAGAAAAUAAGUUUAUCAUAAUUGGACUAUGUAUUAUGCAUACGCGAGAUCUUAAUAUAGUCCCUAGUUGUAAAGAAAUUUAAAUCGACGAGCAAUCCGUGUUUUCGCGAAAAAUUUGAUUAGAAACAAAGGGAAAAGUGUCUCAGAGUUGGGAUACGAAGAAAGAAAUUCAAAGUACUGUUUCAGAUUGAUCACACUGAUUUUUAGUCUGUCAGUAACUAACGACACAUACGUAUUUAUACAUAUGUCACGAACUUAACGAAAUACAUAUGUAAACCUAACAAUAAUUCGUAACGUCGAUACAAUGUGCAUGUGUCUUCGAAUAGUUGCCUUUGUGUACCAUGGGAAUUAAGUAGAUAAUUUAAAUAUCGAGUAAUGUCCAUACGAACUAUUUUUGAACGCUUUGAAUAACUUGUUAACAAGAUGAAGAGGGUGCGGCACUCUGGACCGACUCUCCUUGUAAUAUCUAUUAGCGCAUUCUCGAUCACUCAAUAAAAUCAGUCACAGUGCGGCAUUGUAGAAGUCGGUAUGUCGCUAUGAUAGUUACACAACUGCUCUAGCUCCAUAAUUCCGCGAGUCUUCCACCGAAGUUAGCCGAUUAUCGACACUGCGAAAUGUAUUUUCACUAUGUACACACAAAGCGAUUCGAGAGGCCUCGAAAUGAAAAUCAGGUUUACACAUCUUUCACCGUAGGAAUUUUCUUUAGAGAUAUCGCCGUACAACUAAACAAUUACACAUAUACAUAUGUUGAAACACGAUAUUUUGUCUCUUUUUCUCUUGGCACGCGUACGCAAACGCAAUAUAAUGCCUAAAAUUUGAGAAACAUUGUAAAAACCAGUAGGAAAAUUCACACUGAAAGAUUAGGCUAUAAAUAUAUAUUGACAAUAAUGUUUGUUUCGAGGGGACGGAUAGACUAUUUUUUACCCAACACAAACGAAAAAUGUAAAGUAAAACGCUUCCUUUUACACGCAUAGACACAAAUUGAGAAUGCGAGUAGACGUUCCGUUUUCGGAAAACUCGGAGAAAAAUACUUUUAUUGUUCAACCGGUAUCGUUUAAAUGAAUUUAUGUUUUUUAAAUAGAUAUGGAUAUAUUUACAUACGUGCCAACAAAUUAUGAAACGGGAACUUAUGAAAUAUUUUCCUUCGAGUCUUUCUCAAAAGCUUGAACCGAAGUGAAGGAAAAGAAAUUCGAAAAGGGAAAACGUGAAAGAGAGAAGAGAGAGGCAAAAACUAAAAUUUGAACAAGAUAAAUUUUAAGAAGAAAAUGAGAAAGGUCAUGAUGAUUAUUUUUUAAUACGGUGCUACUGAAAAUAGAUUUACGACGGCAAAACACAUGCGAGCUACUAUGAACUACAGACGCAAAUAACUAGCUCGCUUAUUCACGUCAUGGUACCUGUUCUUCGUCAAAGUAUACGCAUUCUAAACUGUCUCAGUUCGAUCGAACAAGUCAAGCAAAAGGAUUGUUAGCCAUUUUCGAAUGGUGAGAUUAAAAUCGAGAUGUCAUGCUGGUACAAAGCGAUUGAACGCACAUUUGAAUGAAACAUCGAUGUAGUUUUAUAUAAUAAAAUUGAAUUAAAAG
Messenger RNA from Frieseomelitta varia, 5491 nucleotides. RefSeq names its product solute carrier family 41 member 1-like. The record is from RefSeq and is a predicted model, not a curated record. The transcript is spliced from 9 exons. Gene Ontology annotation, cellular component: plasma membrane. Lineage: Eukaryota; Metazoa; Arthropoda; Insecta; Hymenoptera; Apidae. Gene Ontology annotation, biological process: monoatomic cation transport. The coding region runs from base 1595 to 3310 and encodes 571 amino acids. Gene Ontology annotation, molecular function: monoatomic cation transmembrane transporter activity.